This is a messenger RNA of Laccaria bicolor S238N-H82, 2610 nucleotides long. RefSeq lists its product as uncharacterized. Gene Ontology annotation, biological process: protein processing. The coding region runs from base 1 to 2610 and encodes 869 amino acids. Gene Ontology annotation, molecular function: serine-type endopeptidase activity. The record is from RefSeq and is a predicted model, not a curated record. NCBI's taxonomy places the organism in Eukaryota, Fungi, Basidiomycota, Agaricomycetes, Agaricales, Hydnangiaceae. The transcript has 5 exons. Gene Ontology annotation, cellular component: Golgi membrane; trans-Golgi network.
AUGCGUUUGCUCUCUGCCAUCCUCUCCGUUCUUCUACCCAUCUGUCUGGCAACACCAGAAAAACGGACAUACGGUACUCACAACUACUACGUCCUCGAACACAUCUCAUCGUCCGCUUCUGUAUCGCUCUUUGAUGUUGCCCAGGCACUCGGCGUCGAGGUCGUAGAGCAAGCGGGGGAGCUUCAACACCACUGGAUAGUACGGAAAGAAAAGAGUCAGGCGGAAUUUGUUGGCAGAGGUGAAAUCUCCGACCCCGUCAUUCAAGCUUACCAGGACCUCCAUGCUCGAGCAAACUCACCACUAUCUCUUCGCUCGGAAGAGUUCAAUCAUGCACGGAGGAUCAUUUCAUCUGUAAAUUAUCUAUCCCGUCAAACUCUUCGCCGCCGGGUUAAGCGUGCACCACCUCCCCUCUCACCUCCUUCACCUUCAUCAUCUAGGGGUAUAGCUGAGCGACUGGGUAUCCAAGACCCAAUGUUUUCCCGGCAAUGGCAUCUAGUCAACGAUGAUUUCCCAGAACAUAUGAUGAAUGUAACACCUGUUUGGGACAUGGGCUUUACCGGCAAGGGCGUCAUUGCAUCUCUGGUCGACGACGGUUUAGAUUAUGAGAGUGAAGAUUUGGCUGCUAAUUUUGAUGCUGACGACUCUUACGACUUCAAUGAUCAUGAAGCCCUGCCAACACCAAAAAACUUUGACGACCACCAUGGCACACGAUGUGCCGGCCAAGUAGCAGCUGGAAAAAAUAAUGUUUGCGGCAUUGGCAUAGCCUAUGAGUCCAAGGUUGCGGGAGUCCGUAUUCUUUCCGGCCCCAUCACCGACAUUGAUGAAGCGGCUGCUCUCAAUUAUGGGUUCCAAAAUGUUUCCAUUUACAGCUGCAGUUGGGGCCCUCCAGACAAUGGACGGUCGAUGGAAGGUCCUGGAUAUCUCAUUAACAAAGCUGUUGUUAACGGCAUUAACAACGGACGAGGUGGAAAGGGCUCUAUCUUUGUAUUUGCCAGUGGCAAUGGUGCUGCACACGGGGAUCAAUGCAACUUCGACGGCUACACUAAUAGUAUCUAUUCGGUGACGGUCUCGGCAGUUGACUACAAGGGCCUUCAUCCGUACUACUCAGAGCCAUGUGCCGCAAAUAUGAUCGUCGCGUACAGCUCAGGUGGUGGGAAACACAUCGUUACAACUGACAAAGGAAAAAAUUCAUGUGCAACGACCCAUGGAGGAACCUCUGCGGCGGCUCCUAAUGCUGUCGGAGUUUUUGCCCUCGCAUUACAAGCUCGACCUGAUCUUACUUGGCGUGACGUGCAGCAUCUCUGCGUAGAAACCGCUCGGAUGAUCAACGACGACGACCCAGACUGGGAACGGACCGCGGCAGGCCGCCUCUACAGCUACAAGUAUGGCUUUGGCGUUUUGGACGCAUCUAGAUAUGUUCGAGCAGCGCAGUCCUGGAAACUCGUUAAGCCGCAGUCCUGGUUCCUUAGCAAGACCAUACAACUUGCAGAAGGAACCAUGGAUGCAUCGAAUACAUUUACGGGGGGCCAGGUCAUCGGUAAAGGAGGUAUAAAAAGCACACUCACAGUCUCAACGCAAAUGUUGAUCGACAACAACUUUGAGUCGCUUGAACACAUCAAUAUCAGAGUAUGGAUCAGUCACUCGAAACGCGGCGACGUCGAAGUGGAAGUUGUGAGCCCCCAUGGUGUCAAGAGUGUCUUGGCUAGCACACGUCAAGGGGAUCAAGCCGACACUGGUUACCCAGGUUGGACCUUUAUGAGCGUCAAACAUUGGGGUGAAGAUUCUGUGGGUGAUUGGAUCAUCAAAGUGUCAGACCAAGAAACGGAAGAACACAAUGGCACCUUCCACGGUUGGAAUAUGAUAUUCUGGGGCUCGACAAUAGACCCUUCGAAGGCGCAGAAAUUCGAGGUUCCUUUAGUCGAUAAUAUUCUCCCUCCCAUUGAGUCGACGCCUCGGCCAACCAUUCCCAGCGCAACCACAUCUAUACAACACACAAAGCCCACCUCUCUCUUACCCGGCGAUCACGGCACCGCUGAGGGUGAGAACACAAAACCCGCCUUUUCGUCCAUCAAAGAGGACGUUGCUGCUCCUACCAGUUCACCUACUUCCAUCUCCUCCACUCCCGAUGAAGGGUGGUUUUCCGACAUGUCAAGUCUUGUCACCGGCCAAAAGUGGGUCUUUGCAGCGCUUGGGGCAGUUGCCCUCUUUGGCGUUGGUGCUGGUGCAUUCUUCUGGAGACGCCGCAUGGUGAAAUCAAGAUCGCAGUAUAGUGCUUUGGCCGGCGGGGAUGACAUGUCGAUGAGUGCCGUAGGAGGACACCAGAUGACUGCCGCAACUGGCGGUCCACGUACGACGCGGGAAUUGUACGAUGCGUUUGGAGAAGUGUCAGAUGACGACGACGAUGAGCUAACAACACUUCGACCACCUCAUGCUCGUACAACUGCCGGUCUCGGCUUCCAUUCAGGUUUCCUUGAUGACGAUGACCCUUCUACCGCUGCAGGCCUAACGCCGAAAUACCGCGACCAACAAGAGCAGCCAGGAGAGCCAAGUUCCACAAACCGCGCUCCCAGCCCAAAUGGCAGCGGGGGAAGCUGGGAACAUGCCUCAUGA